Messenger RNA from Cylas formicarius (sweet potato weevil), 1131 nucleotides. It is a transcript of the gene Blos4, whose product is annotated as biogenesis of lysosome-related organelles complex 1 subunit 4. The record is from RefSeq and is a predicted model, not a curated record. Lineage: Eukaryota; Metazoa; Arthropoda; Insecta; Coleoptera; Brentidae. The transcript is spliced from 3 exons. Bases 587 to 1012 code for a protein of 141 amino acids. Gene Ontology annotation, cellular component: BLOC-1 complex.
UCGGCCUUGGUUUGUGGUGCACAUGCUGAAAAGAAUGAUCCUUUCCGGCUUUAUAACAGGACGUUGUAAAAACGGUAUAUAUUUUGGAGAACUCAACUAGAGAAACGCUUAAUUUUAUGGGUAGUGAAUCUUAUUUAAAAGCGGCAGAACCAUCUUCCCCAACGAACACAUCUAACCAGCUGGUAAACUUGGCGUCAAAAGUGUAAUCAGUACCUAAUCUGUCUUUAGUAGGUCCAUCAAAACUAAACUAACCAAAACCAGCCAACAUUAACCUCAUAAAUUUAAUAACGUAAAUUAAACAUGUCUAUGAAGUAAACUUCCGCAAAAAUUCGGGAACCAAGUUCAUCUGCCGGUGAGACGCUUCAUCUUCGCCAUUGGAGCUUCGAAUCACGUGACCACCUUAUGCCCUUUUGUUAAAAAAUAUCUCCCUGAAAAAUAGCCUUUGCGUUUUAUAAUGGCAGUUGGAUAGAUUUAAUUCCAUCCCCUAAUGUAUGCCUACAUUUAAAAACCCACGUACAUUAUUACCAUCACCGAUUGAUUCUCAUCAAAUACCAAAACAUAACCUCUACAUUUUGCAAAUGGACGAAUGAGCCCGUUUAUUGUUAUGUUGCAACAAACUGUGCAGGACUAUACGGCCGCCAUUUCUCAGCUGUUGCCGCUGCACAAGACUGUGGACGACCUGCAGGCGCGGCUCGAAGAGUUUGAAACGAUGCUGACUUUCGUACAGGCCGAUGCGAAAGAGUCCCGAGAUGUUUUGAUUAAAAUUUUAAGUUACAAACCGGAAUUCGACGAGUUGUGUGCCAAGAUCGACACUAUCGAAAGGCUAGUGGGUCACGUCAAGACCAAUUUUGCGGGGCUCGAGACAGAAAUCGAGAAAAAGGAGGCAGCGAUGGGAAUUGCAGACACCGCCAGCAAAGUGACAGGCAUUUUUACGCCAUUUUUCAAAAAGACCAUGGAGAGAAAGCAGGGCACAUACGAAAAGCCAUUUAAAACAGAAGAUUAUUUUAAAUAAAUCAAUAAAAAAAAUUUUAAUGGCUUCCGAGUAGACGAAUUUGGGGAUGCAGACGAGUCUAACCUCAAAUCUUACAUUUGGGGCCGGGUGGGGGGGGGUGCAGUGCUACUGCCCCCAGC